GAGAGGGCGAGAUAAGCGGUGUGGAGCAGAGAUGAUGUACGUGCUAUGUAUCUAUCCUUUGAAGAACUAAUUCUUCUAUAUUUAUUAAGAACCUUCACUGAUCACUAGAUACUACUUUUGCUUCCAGCUGCAAAAUCAAUUCAAGGAUGCCUUCGAAUUCUCGCCGGAGACGCCGGCUUUCGCGGCGCUCGUGGCUGCUGCGAAAGCGGCGGGGCCUCGUUGCCUUACUCGGUGUGCAUACUGCGAAUGUCGCAGCUGAUGCGCCAAAUCGUUUGCGGCGGGAAAGACCUCGUAGACGCGCGGACGCAAAUACAGACCGGGAAGUCGGAGAAGACGACCUCAAGGAGGAUCAGGCUUACCACGUUACCGUUGAUGGCGCGGCACAGGAAUUCGAGGACGAAGAGGGCCAACAUGAUAGUACCUCCUGCAUAUAGAAUAUCUAGAGGAAGUCGGGGGCCAAUGCUAUCAUGCGAAUGAUUCUGGACUUCUCUUCUCGCCUGUUCAUAGUUACUCAGUACAGGUGAUGUUCCAUCAACUACAACAUUGAUUCUCAUCGAGACAUUUUGUUAUCUUGAAGAAACAAACAGAGAGGUGCUGUCGAUAAUGGUGCACAACGUGAUCGAAGUAUCGCCGACCCUGUGUCGUUUUCAGAAAGAGCAACGUCAGACGAAUUAGGCCCUCGCAGGGGACGUCGUCAUUCCUCGCAUCGUGGGCGACGCAAGAAGAGGAAACGCCGCUCCACCCAGGAUGUUGAGCAUUGGCGUAGCGACCACGAGAGGCACCCAGCCCAGCGCGUUUCGGCAGGGGCAGAGAACGGCAGCGAUGUUGGGAAUAACGAGCUUGUUUUUCAGGACGAGGACAAGAACUAUGAUGGUUUUGAAGAUGGUGAAGACGCUGAGUUUCUUUCGGAUGAUGGAAGUGGAAAUGAAGAGCAAGGACGUGAGGGUGUGGAGGGUGACAUCGCCUCAUCGCACGCCGACGAGCGGAUCCUCGACCGCGCUAGUAAUGAGACAGAUGAUCAUAGCAAUGCCAUAGCGUCUUCUCACCACUACCGAAGUCAUGCAGCUUCUGGCACUCCUGGUGUUGGCACAUCUGUUCUCCAGCAGGAUGCGACGCCAGAAUACACCUCUUCAAGCGCAGCAAAGACAAAGAUAGAGCACGUCCCAAAUAUGGUAGGUCAUCGCCAUCACGCUCCCAGAAGUCGUCGACGGAGUACGGUUGCUACAGAAUCUUCUUCCAAAACGAUCUCAGGUCGAGCAGCCAGAGAAUUUAUUCAACAGCAUGACGAGACGCAUCUUUUUGAAGAAGGCAAUAGGGACGUCGAUAACGAUCAUGCGGUAGCAAAUAAAGAUUCAUCUGAUUCCAGAUCUCACAGUCGAGCUACGGCGGCAGAAAUAAGAUCACAACUACAUAAGGAAGUACAACCAGCAUAUCUUCGAGAAGAGGAGAGCAGUGGCACUGGAAUUCAUCAACAACCUCAUCAGCAUCUUCUUCAUCAGAGUGGAAAAGAGUCUGUGUUACAACAGAAGCGAAAAGUACCAUCUGACUUUGGUAAAGUUGUGUACACAGUAGAGGACCACGAGCUGCUGAUGGCGAAAUAUAUAGAAGAGGCGACCGAGAAAAAAUUUCUGAUGCGGUAUAUGAAGCCAGUGCCUUCAAGCGAAAGCACCAUCACGACGUUCCCUCUCUAGUAUGGCACAAACGAAAUCAGAAACCAGAUUCUCAUUGGAAAUCUUACCUCAUCUAGGAUUGCAACUACUAAAUACUAGAUAAGCUCCUGCUGCGGGCAGCUUCGUUUCUCCUUUGCUUUUUGCCCCCUUCAUCUUUCCAUGUUGUUGACCACUUCCUGCCAGCACAUUUCAUUUUUCCAUGUUAAUCCCAUCUGCAGGCGAUGAGUUUUGGUCACCGUUGGCUCAGGAGUUCGUAUUUCAGAUGGCGCAACGAGGAUUCGUGGCUGCAGAGAUAGGUUAUGAUCGCUCGUGGGCACAGUGGGAUGCGAGUGAUGUUAAGGCUUAUUCGUUGAGGAUCUCUUUCUUCUAUGUAUGUGAGUAUCUGUAUGUUCCGAAUCAACCUUGAUCUUAAGUGAGAAACUUAGCAUGUUGAAUCUUCCAUAAUAUUAAGAACCCACUCAGGCUGUACUUAAAAAACUUCUUCUCGUCUGGGGGCAUGAGCCAGAUGAGUCUUCAAUCAUUUUCAGAUUGUUGCUGCAUCUUCCAACAUCAUAUUGAUCAUCCGUUGCAUCAAGUGCUAAUCAUAUGUGCAAGGCCGAGUUACGGGCAGCCGAUCUAUUUGUGGAAAAAGAGGGCAGCGCGUUGAGCACACUUUGUGCCAUGACGAGUUUCGUAGAUUGCUCAAAAGGUGUAGCCGUCCAUGGCAUCGGGCAAGGAGCCUACAUGACACACUGGGCAAAAGCUAUGGUAUCUGCAAUACAAGUAGUACCAGUUAAUGCAGUUUUCUUUACAAGAACGAUGUGUUAAGUUUCCUUUUGAGAAUGAUGAAUAGACACUUCCAAGUACUUUCCGAUACUUUCUUGACAUACUUGACAGAGUUCUCUAGUGACGGCCGCCUUAUUCUUUUCUAUGGGAGACGGGCGACAUACCAAAUGGCCGACAACUGAGUGGGGCGACUCAUCUGCUGGAUCUGCCAAUCCGGAUUGCUACAGCAACCGCGAAAAUAAGCUGGACGCAAAGAAUCGACGUUAUCUCGCAGGUGAAGACGAUCAGUACAUCGCAGGGACGCCCCGGAGAAAUCUGAACGCGCUGAAAGGUCUCAGUGGAUACGACUGUGCGGACUAUUCCGACUGCCUGCAGAUAGAUGGAAGCGGUUAUUUCCUCGUUUCGAAAGAAUUUUACCAUGACAGCUCAUGCAAGCAGGCGCCGCAUUACUUCUUCCAGGUACCUGGUUUUUUGUAUGGUUGUUUGCGGGUCAUCUUGAGUCGCCGGGUGAUCCUUUUUGUAGAACUGAAAACUGAUAAUAUGCUCACUCGUUACAGCCAUUGCCACUGUAACGAUUGCUGCACAUGAUGUAUCAGGUGAGGAGGUCUGUUCUUCGAUGCAAUUGACCACAUUUAUCAAUCAUUAUUCCAGGAGCACUAUGCGCUGAAGGACGGGCAUAUACCUGUGUGUCAGUUUCUCGGCAAGGGACGAUGGAUGCUCGAGGCGAAUAUGGAAUGGUUAGCGCAGCGAUCACAGUUUGCCUAUACGGAAGUUGCUGCAUACACGAUGCCUCUCUACCCGAAGAAAAUCGGUAGAUAGAAUCAAUUGUUUUCACUUGCACAGUAGCGAAGCUGUUCCUCCUGCUAGGCCGCUCAGACUCAACGUGGAUACUGGUUGUUUCGUUUAUUUUACACAUUCCAGUAAAUCUUCAUCUUAAUUCCUUCAACGAACCACAGAGCUUAAGUGUGCGCUGUGCCCAGCUGCCGAGGAGGAUCUGUUUUUCCGGACGAUCGCGAAAAUAAUUGUGAUGGUUACUUAUGGUGUCAUCGCUCUCAUUGCGGUGCUUGGAAUCGUGGCCAAGAAAUUGCGGUCACGACGAUUCUCAAAACUUAUAGGCAAUUCUGGAUUGCCUCCGAUACCCUUUCACAAUCACGAGAUCCCGGUCAUGCAAGUCGCAGCAGCGCAAGGCGCGACUACGUCGAGUCAAGCUCGCCUAGUCGACCGCCGGGAGGUACCAGAACCGCAGACACUGGAAGGGCAGAAACGCGUCUCGUUCAACGGCGGACCCGAUGAGGUAUUUAGAAGCUAUUGAGGGUGCUAUUAGAAGCAGCUAAUUUAGAUUUACCUCAAAUAGACAACAAUUUUACCAUCGGUGAGGAGAGCGGUAAAAAUAUCUAUGCCAAACCAAUUAAGUACAAGAACAGUGGAAAAAUGUUGCAAGAAGAGGGGCCUCGUCCACAACUCUAUCCAGGUUCGUGCUUAUCCGGACCCUGAACUGUCGGAGCAAAUGCGUCUGCAGUUGCAACAGCAGCAAGAAAUCAAGGACCAGCUGGCGAAACAGACAGAGAUGUUAGGGCUUGAAUUCUGAACCAAAAGCAAGGGAAGUUUCUAAGUAUAUACCAGAGGAAUCGUUGUGCUUGUUCUUGUUUGUAAGCCGUGUCAGCUCUAGCGUGCCGACUGAUUAUCGAUUUUCGUUCCACGAUGUCGUAGCUCUAAUCAUGCAGGAGAAGUUGCAAACGCAGCAGGCGGAAGAAUUAGAGAAACAGCAGCGGGAGAUCCAGGAGAAGCUGAAGCAGCAACAAGAAGCGGAAGAGGAGCGGCAAAAAAAAAUGCAGGAGGAAAUGAAGAAGCAAGAGGAGCUGCAAGCGCAGAUGCGGGAACAGCAGAAAAAACUGCAAGAACAACAAGAAGAGGCUCUGAAGGCGGCGCAGGCAGCCGCCGCCGCAAAAGCGCAAGCAGAAGCUCUGGCAGAAGCGGCGGAAGAGAAAGAGCAAGCUUACGAACCAAGUACAGCUACGGUCUACUUCGGGAACGACGAGGACGGAGCUAGUAGCGGAGGCCUCCAGGGAAGUUUCAACCUUGCGGGAGGUAACGCCGAUGCUGGAAAUAUGUUCGGAUCUAUGGGCGGUCAAGUGGUGGUGGAUCCUGGAGGCUUUGGUUCGGCAGCGGGUGGUGGUUUUGCUCCUGAUGCAGGCUUUGGGUUCGGCAAUGCGGACCAGGGAACCUCGCGUGGCUCGGUCGCGAUCGGUCAAGGCAUGCCUGGUAGUAUGAUGGGAGGCUUCGGCAACGUUAGCCCUCGUGACUUUGGCAGUCCUGGGGAUGCCUCUUUCGGAACUCCUCUGGACGAAGGACAGCAAAUCGUGGUAAGCUCGCAAUUCAGUCUUUUGAAUUAUGCAGCAGUUUCUUAUGGAAUUCGAAUUCCUCGUUUAUUGAUAUCCACAUCUGAUCUGACUAUCGUUUUUCAGCUUAACCAAUCUCAUACAACUUAAUACAGUUUCAUAGAGGAUUUCACUUUAAUUACGACUACCGUUCUAAGAGUAUCAUUAAUUUUCCUUUCAUCUACUUCGUUCCACAGUCGUUGUCUGAAGUCCGAUACUUAUAAAACAAAAUCAACAGCGUACAAUGAUGCAAAUAUUUGCUCCGGAUGGAAGCAGCCGGAGUGCAGGUCUCGAUUUCGCCAAAGACUGGUCAGUAAAAAGCGUUGAAGCCGGAGGCCAGGCAGCCGAGCUUGGUAUUCAGGUGGGUUGGCAAAUGCUCGAAUUCAACAAGGUUCCCGUGGAAAAGGGAUUCAAACUCAAGACUGUCAAGCGCGCAUUGAUUGAGAGUGGGGCCAACGAGUACGAAAUUGUUUGGAACCCAGCACGGCCUGGGACAACGUGAAGGUCCAUUUUGGGCUACUGAAAACAAAAAUUCGAUGAAAACUUUCCAAUCGUACAUCCAGAUUAAGUUUAGUUUCGUGUUGUAGUUGAGGUAUUCCCAUGACAAGAACGUCUUUUGAAGCGUAGCUUACAAUGCGGAGGAAAGAGAGAGACAAAUGAGCAACUUCCUGCGUAAAUAGUUGUACAGCGUAAAUUGUUGUACACUAGAAGCACGCAGCAUGAGCCGCGCGUUGAGCAGUAUUGUCUAAAUCGAAUCACAACGAAACGGUGGAGAAAAUUGAAUAGUUCAAAAGCUAGCACUUGCAAAGAAGUAAAGCCACGAAAUAUUUCCAAGAAACCACGCAAAGCAGGUCCGUCGACGGAAUCGUUUACAUCUGAUGUCAAUUCUGAAAAACAGACAAGAGGAAUAGAAGACGUUAUAUAUAAAAGCACCAUAGGUUUCUGGUUUGGUGAUAUUGGAAGAAAAAUGAGAACUGGUAAAGCUACGUUACCCUCGUUCAUAAAC
This is a messenger RNA of Amoebophrya sp. A25, 5819 nucleotides long. Lineage: Eukaryota; Dinophyceae; Syndiniales; Amoebophryaceae. The record is from the annotation of a GenBank genome assembly.